Messenger RNA from Sarcophilus harrisii (Tasmanian devil), 6545 nucleotides. RefSeq names its product phthiocerol/phenolphthiocerol synthesis polyketide synthase type I PpsD-like. The record is from RefSeq and is a predicted model, not a curated record. The transcript is spliced from 7 exons. Gene Ontology annotation, molecular function: 3-oxoacyl-[acyl-carrier-protein] synthase activity; fatty acid synthase activity. Gene Ontology annotation, biological process: fatty acid biosynthetic process. The coding region runs from base 145 to 6474 and encodes 2109 amino acids. NCBI's taxonomy places the organism in Eukaryota, Metazoa, Chordata, Mammalia, Dasyuromorphia, Dasyuridae.
GUAAGUGAUAAAGGAUUUUCUGAGACAGAAGAGCUUUAUGUGGGCUGUUGCAGUUGGAGAAGAUUGUAUGGAAGAAGUAGGAUUUGAACUGGGUCCUGAAGGAUGAAUAGGAUGUGGAAAGUUGUAAGGCAAAUUUGAGAAAUUAUGGACACCCACAAUGAAAUCGCAAUUGUGGGAAUAGGAUGCAAUUUCCCAGGAGGAGAAGGAAUUGAUAAUUUCUGGAAAGUGCUUGUAGAAGGCCAAAACUGUACUUCGGAGAUAUCACUUGAAAGGUUUAAUGUUGAAGAAUGGUAUGAUCCAGAUGAGAACAAAGUUGGUAAAAGCUUGACAAGACAAGCUGCUCUUACUGAAGGAUUUAAUGAAUUUGACAACAAAUUGUUUGGAAUCAGUGACUUGGAAGCUGAGCGUUUGGACCCCCAACAAAAAGUACUCUUGGAAUGUGCUUACAGAGCUCUAGAGAGUGCUGGAAUCCCUAAUGAUGAAGUAUCUGGCUCCAGGACUGGGGUUUUUAUUGGUCUUAUGAAUCGAGACUAUGAGUGCAUGACCUCCAAAAUCCCAAACUCUAUGAACAAUUAUAAUGUCACUGGAUCUGCAAUGAGCCUGGCUGCUAACAGGAUUUCAUAUGCCUUUAAUCUAACUGGACCAUCAAUUGUAUUAGAUACAGCAUGUUCAGCAUCUCUUGUUGCAUUGCACUACGCACUUCUUUCAAUUAAACAAGGAGACUGUCAAGCAGCAUUUUGUGGUGGGGUGAGUUACAUUUUAGAUCCUCAUGUUAAUGUAAUGCUGAGCAAAGCCAAGAUGAUAGCUCCAGAUGGGAUGAGUAAACCCUUUUCUAAGAAAGCAAAUGGUUAUGGAAGAGGUGAAGGCUGUGGCAUUGUCUUACUGAAGAAACUAAAGAAGGCACAAGAGGACCACAAUAAAAUCUGGGGUAUUAUCAGCAUCAGUGCAGUGAAUCAGGAUGGACAAGCAAUAACCCCGAUCACCAAGCCCUCUCAGAAGCAACAGGAGAAACUCUUAGAGAGCAUUUAUUCAAGCCACAUCAACCCAUCAAUUGUGCAAUACAUCGAAGCUCACGGGACAGGAACACCUGCUGGAGAUCCUACUGAAGCAGAGAGCAUAGGCAACGCUGUUGGUAAAAAAAGAUCUAAGAACCUACCUCCUCUGAAAAUUGGCUCAGUAAAAGGCAACAUCGGUCACACUGAGUCAGCUGCUGGGAUAGCAAGCCUAAUUAAAGUCCUUCUCAUGAUGGAAAACGAAAAGUUCGUCCCAUCGCUCCACUAUUCACAGAGUAUGAGUAACAUAGAUACCGAAAAGUUAAAUCUCUCUAUUCCAACAAAAGUAGAGAAAUGGGAAGCAUCCCCAGAAUUUGGCAGAGUGGCUGGUAUAAGCAGUUUUGGAUUUGGGGGGACCAAUGCUCACAUUGUUGUCAAACAGUUUAAGCAACAACCUCAACAUAUACCUUCUAAAAGGCCCUAUGAAAUAUUUGUACUUUCUGCAGCUUCCAGUAAAUCUCUCAAGCUCACAAUGGAAGACACCGUUCAACAACUGAGCAAAAGAAAACAAGAAUCAUUGCAGGAUCUAGCCUAUACAUCAGCGUGUAGAAGGAACCACACCAGUCACAUAUAUAGAAAAGCAUUUGUAACAACUUCCCUAGAGAAUCUGCCGCAAAGUCUUAAUUCUGCAGCUAAAGAACAAAUACAUUACACAAAGGGGAUUCCUCAAUUAGUAUUUGUGUUCUGUGGUAAUGGGACCCAUUACAAGGGGAUGGGCAAGAUUUUGCUCAAUUCUGAACCAGUGUUCAAAGAAAAGUGCCAAGAAAUUGAUAAUCUGUUCUAUCACUAUGAAUCCAUCAGUUUUCUGGAUUUAAUAGAAAAUGAAUUUGAUGAUUUUUCAAAGCCUGACAUAGCCCAGCCACUCCUUUUCAUAAUUCAGGUGGCUUUAGCAUCCCUCCUAAAAUUCUGGGGCAUUAAGCCUGUUGCUGUCCUAGGUUCAUCCAUUGGAGAAGUAGCUGCUGCCCACUGUGCUGGAUUUCUUUCCCUCAAAGAUGCUGUGAAGGUUAUUCAUUAUAGAAGUUUAUUUCAGUCAAAGGUGGUUGGAGGGAAAAUGUUGGUAGUUGGAAACAUCCCUAUAGAGGAAAUCAAAAAAGCGCUGGAUCCCCACUCUGGAGAGGUCUGUAUUGCAGCCUUCAAUAGUCCCUAUUGUUGUACUUUGUCUGGAGAUGCAGAUUCCAUAAGUGCUGUUAAUAAAGAACUAUCUCAGCAAUUUGGGAAAAGAAACAUAUUCCUGUAUAUCUUACCCGUUCCAGCUGCUUAUCACAGUUCUAUGAUGGAUCCAAUAAUGAAGGACAUUACAGAAAAUAUAGGAGAUCUGGUAAAGCAGGAGCCAGAAGCAGAAAUGAUUUCAACGGUGACUGGAAAAGCAACUACUAAAAACGACUUAGUUACAGGCAAAUAUUGGGCCAGGAAUGUUCGAGAGCCAGUUGCUUUCAGUGAAGCCAUCACAACUUCAUCUCAAGAAAGGAAAAACCUAGUGUUUGUUGAAAUAGGUCCUAAGCCACAUUUCAAACGAAUCAUCCAAGAAAUUUUAGGAGAAAAAACACUUGUUUUUCCUGCCCUACAAAAGGAGAAAGAGUAUGAGACCCUUUUUGAUCUAGUAAAAAAUCUAUUUGAAUUGGGAUAUAAUCUCAAUUGGCCAUAUUUCUAUGAUGGGUUGAAAGCAGUUCCAACAGACUACCCCAGAUAUCAGUUUGAUCAUCAGAAUCUCAAAGAAUACCUGCAAAGUCUUCAGGAGCAUCACAGCAUUACCCAUAUCAAUCAUCCUCUCAUUGACAAGGCAGAUAAUGACUUAGAAUUCACCUGCACAAUAUCCCAGGGAACCACACCUUAUGUCUAUGAGCACAAAAACAACGGCGUGCCUUUGAUUCCUAGUGCUCUGUUUAUAGAGCUUGGUUUAGCCUCAGUGAUGAAUAGUUCCAAACCCAAAAUACCUUUAAAGGAUUGUCAGAUAAGCAUUGCUUUUGUAACUCCCUGUAUGGUAAAACAAAAUGUCCUAGAUUUGAAGAUCCAAGUGGAAUUAAGUAAAGCGGCAACAGAAUUCAAAAUAUUUUCCUCAUCAUCUACAAAUUAUGCAACAGGUAAAGUUGCGAAAAUGAAUGAAACUUUGAAUGAAAUAGAUCAUCUCUGCCUUGAAAGUAUCACACAAAGGUGCAAAUCAGUCAUACCUGUCAAUAAAGUUUAUGACAUCCUCUCCCUUACUGAUUUUCAAUAUGGCCCUAUUUUAAAACAAUUAAGUGAUAUUUUAUACUGUGAUAAUCUAAAGGAAGGCAUCACAAACAUUAUAGUAAAAGGAAAGACCAAAAAGGAAAUAUAUGACUAUCACAUCCACCCAGUGCUAUUAGACUGUUUCUUUCAGAUGACAGCUGUGAUGGCCGCCAAAAGCAUAGAAACUGAAGGAAAACCCGGAUUUCCCGUUACCGUCGGCAACCUUGCAGUUUUCGGAAACUUGGAAGACAAAAUGCAUAUAUAUAUAAAAACCACCAAGUCUAGUGAGGACUAUGUUGAAAUGUGUGGCUGCUUUACAAAUAAGCAUGGCCAAGUUUUGGCUGUACUGAAGAACGUAGGGUUCAAGUUUAUAACAGAAAUAGCCAGCAUUGAUAAAGUUUUUCUAGAAAACAAUUGGACAGAAAUCUCUCCCCUCCCAGUGACUAGCAAUUCAAAUGAACUUCCAAGGUUCAUCGUAUUUGCGGAUCAAUUUGGAGUAGCUCAAAUGUUAAAAAAGUACUUACAUACCAAGUCCAAGUAUGUUACCUUUGAGGAAUGGGAAACAACUCAAAAUUAUGAAAGGGCAGGCGACAUGAUGAAGAAGGAGAUCCAGGGCUACUGUGAUGUGUUAUUCCUGUGGGGAAUUCAAAUAUUAAAUGAGGAACUAUCAGCAAUGCUGAUCAUGCAACAUUUAGCUAAGUGUUGUGAGGCACUUCGUCAAAUUGUCUUGGCUUUGAAAGAACAAAACAACCAUUGUUCUGUGACAGUUGUCACUUACAGAACAACAUCAAGAAAUGUGAAUCACAUUAAUCCUGGAUAUGCUCUGCCUGGUAUGAUAAGAAGCUGUUUUAUGGAAGUUCCAGAGAUUACUUUUAAGAUAAUCGAUAUUAGUUUUACAAAUGCACAGGACAUAGAAAGCUUAGCACAAACUAUCACUAACUAUAAAGGAGAAGAUUAUCCUGAACUCUGGAUUGAUCAGGGAAAAAUUUACACUACAGAAGUCAAAUAUACUCCUUUUCAAGAUCCUAGUGAUAUCCUAGCUUCAAAGUACCUUCAGAACUCUGAAACGUUUACUUUAUAUGCAGCAGAUCCAUAUAAGACAACAAAUCUGUGUGUCCAGUUAUCAGAUCCCAAGACUACUUACCUGGAAAAAUAUAGUGUUGAAGUUCAAAUGGAAAAAAUAUGCCUCCAUUCAGAAGACUAUUUUCCUGUUAGCACUUCUAGCUUGACUUUUGGAAAAACUCUAUACUGGACUGAACACACUACAGAAAAACAUAAAUUGCUAGCCCUGGACUUCAAUGGGACAGUAAUUAAUGUAGGCAAGGGAGUGAAAGAAGUUAAGGUUGGCGAUCACAUUGCCACAUGUUUCCCAGUUGAUGCCUCAUCGAGAGUCUCAAUUCCCGAGUCCGUCUGUCUUGACACCACAAAGGUCAAAGUUCUUAAAAGUACACCUUGUGUAUCACACUUCAUAAUAGCUUGGGAAAUUCUUAAUCAGGUAUUACUGCCAAGGGCAAACCCUGUUGCUUCCCUUGCUGUCAUCUCCACAGAAGUGGAAUCUAUUCUAAGCAAAGUAAUAGCUUUUGCUGCUAAAAGAAAUGAUUGGAAAGUUAAUCAUGUCUCGCCCUCUUCUGAUCUAUGGAAUGAUGUAAAAAAUUGUCAAGUUCUUGUUUUUCUGUCUCCAAUAACGAGCUUCAAAGUGGAAAUGCUCUCUAGUCUUUCCCACCUGAAAGAUGUGGUGUUUGUUUACGGGAGUUCCCAGCCUGAAUUUCUGCAGCAACUUUUUCAUAAUAUCAAUGAACACAUCCAAAUUCACACAGUAAACCUGAACCAGAUUUUUCAGAAAUCAGCUCUACUACACACCAACAUGGCUGUGUUUAAGUGGCUAUAUUCAACGAACUUGAAAUCAAUUCCAAAUUUAGCCUAUUCUGUUUUUCAACAAAGUAAGUCAUCUGAAAAUACAGAAUCAGGUCUUUUCUCCUACUUCACAUGCACAGCCAUUCCACUUGCUGCUUUGGGAGGAAAGUCCUCAGAAAGUGAAAUUUCAGACAUACCUAAGUGUAUAGGAGGAAAUAAAUUGUUUAAGUCCAAUGCAGUGUAUAUUGUAUCCGGUGGACUCUCUGGCCUUGGCUUAGAAACAGUAAGAUUUAUUGCUCAGAAUGGAGGUGGCUCUGUGGUGAUUCUUUCAAGAAGAAGUCCAAAUGCUGAGCAACGAAAAGAAAUACAGUCUUUUGAAAGUCAGAACGAAGGCUGCAACAUCAUCAGCUUGCAGUGUGAUGUGAGUAACACAUAUGAGGUGAAAAAGGUAUUCAAUUAUAUUGUCAAUAUCUUUCCAAAGGGUGCAAUCAAAGGUGUGUUUCACAGUGCAGUUGUAUUGGAUGAUGCAUAUCUUGAAGCUCUGAACCUCUCUCGCUUUGAGAACGUACUAAGUCCCAAAGUUGCAGGAGUUAUAAAUCUUCAUUGUGCUACUAAAGGGCAUGAGCUGGAUUAUUUUGUCUGUCAUUCAUCUGUUACUUCAUUCCUUGGAAAUGCAACCCAAACUAAUUAUGCUGCUGCUAACUCCUUUCUAGAUAUCUUUUGCCAUUAUCGGAGAAACAAUGGUCUUGCUGGUCAAUCUAUUAACUGGGGAGCUAUGAAUCUUGGACUAAUGCUAAACAAAGACAAUCUUCAAAAGUUUUUAGCAAGCAAGGGAAUACUCACUCUUCAGAAAUCUGAAAUUUUUAAGUAUUUUAGUAAAUGCUUACUCCUGAAUAAUCCUCAGCAAGCAAUUAUUAAAUUUCAUUACAAAAAUUUACAGGAUUACUAUUUUACUCAGGUUCCAGCUCUCAGAAUCCGUUUUUCAACAAUUUUCCAAGAAGAAAUCAACAGUUUGGAUGAACCUGACUUAGUUGUUGAUGAAAAUUCAUCUCAGAUAAUGAAGGAAGUAUCUCAGACAUCGAAUGAAGUAUACCUUAACUCCCUUGCAAAUGAAUUCAGCAGUACAAAUCUUAACGACAUUUCGAUGGACACACCACUUAUAUCACUUGGCUUGGAUUCUUUGGCAGCUAUAACCCUGAAAAAUAAGCUCUACCAUGACAAACAGGUGGAUGUUCCUCUUAUCAAAUUACUUGACCCUGAUGCAACUCUGAUGAGCUUAAAAGUGCUUUUAGAUAAAAAAUUAAAAGAAACAGCCAACAGUAGAGACAAUGACAAAAAAAAAAAAAAAAAAAGCAAGUAACUAGUUCUGGAAUAGCUGAAAGAAAAUUGAGCAAAAGUGAAAAUUAAAAACCAAAAACACAAAAUGGGAAA